CGCUGCGCGAGAGGAACGCGCUCAUGUUCAACAACGAGCUCAUGGCCGACGUCCACUUCGUCGUGGGGCCCCCUGGAACGGCCCGGCGGGUGCCUGCCCACAAGUACGUGCUGGCGGUCGGCAGCUCCGUCUUCUACGCGAUGUUCUAUGGGGAUCUUGCGGAAGUCAAGUCUGAAAUCCACAUUCCGGACGUGGAGCCUGCCGCAUUCCUGGUCUUGCUAAAGUACAUGUAUAGUGACGAGAUCGAUCUUGAGGCCGACACGGUGCUGGCUACUCUGUAUGCUGCCAAGAAGUACAUUGUGCCUGCCCUGGCAAAAGCCUGCGUCAAUUUUCUGGAGACAAGUCUGGAAGCAAAAAACGCCUGUGUCCUCCUGUCUCAGAGCCGGCUGUUUGAGGAGCCAGAGUUGACCCAGCGAUGCUGGGAGGUCAUUGAUGCACAGGCUGAGAUGGCCCUGCGGUCUGAAGGCUUCUGUGAGAUUGACCGGCAGACACUGGAGAUCAUUGUGGCUCGGGAGGCCCUCAACACCAAGGAGGCAGUGGUCUUUGAGGCUGUCCUGAACUGGGCUGAGGCGGAGUGCAAAAGGCAGGGUCUGCCAGUCACUCCACACAAUAAGAGGCACGUUUUGGGGCAAGCCCUCUAUUUGGUCCGAAUUCCAACCAUGACUCUGGAAGAGUUUGCCAAUGGUGCCGCCCAGUCAGACAUCCUGACACUGGAAGAGACCCACAACAUUUUCUUGUGGUAUACUGCUGCCAACAAGCCCCUCCUUGACUUCCCCCUGACCAAGAGGAAAGGUCUUGCCCCUCAGAGGUGCCACCGCUUCCAGUCUUCUGCCUACCGAAGCAACCAGUGGCGGUACCGUGGGCGCUGUGACAGCAUCCAGUUUGCUGUAGACAGAAGGGUGUUUAUCGCUGGGCUGGGCCUGUAUGGGUCCAGCUCUGGGAAAGCGGAAUACAGUGUGAAGAUUGAACUCAAGCGGCUGGGGAUGGUCCUGGCUCAAAAUCUGACCAAGUUUGUGUCAGAUGGAUCCAGUAACACCUUCCCAGUCUGGUUUGAGCAUCCGGUCCAGGUUGAGCAGGAUACCUUCUACACAGCCAGUGCUGUCCUGGAUGGCAGCGAGCUCAGCUACUUUGGGCAGGAGGGGAUGACAGAAGUGCAGUGCGGUAAAGUGGCCUUCCAAUUCCAGUGUUCCUCGGACAGCACCAACGGGACCGGAGUCCAAGGCGGGCAGAUCCCAGAACUUAUCUUCUACGCCUGAGGAUAAAGGGCCACGGAGAGUACACCAUCUGGCCCUUUCUCUGUCAGAAGCCACCCAGUAAGUUCAGGGGAGGUAUGGGACACUGUUGCCUGCCUCAUUGUAUCAGCUUGAAUACGUGAACAGGCACCUUUUCCAUACAGUCAGAGCCUGUGGCUGAGGUCUGGUGUUUCCUAUUCUUGGGGCAAAUGCCUCAGGUGGGGAGGUAGAAUUGAGACCCAACAAAGGCUCCAGAUUCCUGCCCAGUGGCAACCAAGCUUUGGGCACUUGGAUGGUCCCUCUCAGCCUUUUGGAUUCCAAGUAGUUGUAAGCUUGCCUUGAGACCCUCCCUUCAAUUAAAAAUCACUGAAAAGUCACUUAGAAUAGUUUACCUAUUUAAGUGGAUUUUCAUAAUAAAGGUUUUGCAAAACAAGAUCCAUGUAUAGAUAAGUGGCUAUAGAAACCAUAUGCUGGGGCACUCUGUCCAAAAGCCGCUGUCAUGGGAAGAAGAUCCAGAUCACAUCCCAUGAGCAUUUUGUUGCCAUCUUCCCAUCAGGAAUGUUGUUAACUGAUAUUUGAUGUCCCUCUCUGGGAAUUGCCUCAGGUACAAAGAGCUGUCUUGACCAAGGUUAUCCCCCUUUCUGGAGAAGCUGACACCCAAAAACUGGUCAAAGGAUAAAAAGGUCCAAUAUCUCAUCCCAUUUCUGAAGGACCAUCACUGCUCUGUUAUUAGCUGAACUGAGAUGUUACUGUGGCUGUUCUGCAACCUACCUUUUCUAUCUUCCCUGCUGAUCAGUGCUGAGUGGUUAGAAAGAAUCUGCAUCCCAGGGGAGCCCAUGUGUCCCCUAGGCCCAUGUGGGAUCUAGGCUGUAGCCAGGUGUACUCCCCAAAAGUAUCACUGGCACUUCAGUCUUAAGGGCUGGAGUACACUGUGGGUGAAAUACUUUCAGGCCCCCAGCCUGUCUUCUCAGGUGUGCACUCCAUGGCUCUUUGCUUUGUCCUGGAAAAAUCUUAGCUUGACCUCCAGAGAGAGAGAAGGAUGACCACACUGGUAGUAACCCAGGAAUAGGCUCUCAGCUGCUCCACCCUGGCCCAGGUGGUGCCUCUUGACUACCAGGAGGACAGCUCCAGAUACCGACAGUCACUAGUAAGAAAGGGCCCUCUAGGCCAGCUACAAAAACCAGUAUUGUAAAACUCAACACCCAUCUGCAGAAGCUGCCUCAUCCCUGUCUGUCAGCAAGUCCUGCCUGCCUUAAGGGGCCUGGUGGCUUAUUUGUGUUUCUCAAUUCCUUUUGAACAAAACAGGCUCUCAACUCCAAGUGUUAUGCCCAUCUUCCCCUAUCUAUACCAGUGAGCACCAGCAAUGGAUCUUCUGGUUUUUACCAGAAAAGAAGCCCCACCCAGGUAGGCUCCAAGAAGAUUCCAAGUGUUUCUUGCCUUGGAGUUAUGCUGAUGUGCCAUCCCUCCCACUCUAGCACCUUGGAAUACUGAUUUCCAGAGGCCCAGUGGCACCCUGCCCCCACCUGGCAUACCUAUAGCUGGUGCG
Fukomys damarensis (Damara mole-rat) is the source of this 2778-nucleotide messenger RNA. It is a transcript of the gene Btbd6, whose product is annotated as BTB domain containing 6. The transcript has 3 exons. Gene Ontology annotation, molecular function: protein binding. NCBI's taxonomy places the organism in Eukaryota, Metazoa, Chordata, Mammalia, Rodentia, Bathyergidae. Gene Ontology annotation, biological process: neurogenesis. Bases 24 to 1256 code for a protein of 410 amino acids. Gene Ontology annotation, cellular component: cytosol. The record is from RefSeq and is a predicted model, not a curated record.